UCAGUGUGCGCGAGUUUCUCGUGGCGAUAGGUCGUUUCGCAAGUCUCGCUAAAAAUGGCGGAAUCUACAGGUGUAUCUGCUGCAAAUCCGAACGCCGAAAUAGUCAGGGGCCAACUUUUCGAAGUGGGACCCCGCUACACCAACCUGGCCUAUAUUGGGGAGGGCGCUUACGGAAUGGUCGUAUCGGCAUUUGACACAGUGACAAAAACAAAAGUGGCCAUCAAGAAAAUAUCACCUUUCGAACAUCAGACAUAUUGCCAAAGGACAUUGAGGGAAAUCAAAAUACUCACAAGGUUCAAACAUGAGAACAUAAUCGAUAUAAGGGAUAUACUGCGGGCGGUAACGAUAGACCAAAUGAAGGAUGUGUAUAUUGUACAAUGUCUGAUGGAGACUGAUCUUUACAAACUCUUAAAAACGCAGAGACUGAGUAACGACCACAUAUGUUACUUCCUCUACCAGAUACUUCGGGGGCUGAAAUACAUACACUCGGCGAACGUACUUCACAGGGAUCUGAAGCCCAGCAACCUGUUACUCAACACAACCUGCGACCUUAAAAUCUGUGAUUUUGGAUUGGCCAGAGUGGCAGAUCCAGACCACGACCACACCGGCUUCCUGACAGAGUACGUGGCGACCAGAUGGUACCGGGCCCCGGAAAUCAUGCUGAACUCCAAGGGCUACACCAAGUCCAUCGAUAUAUGGUCGGUCGGAUGUAUCCUGGCCGAGAUGUUGGCCAACCGACCCAUUUUCCCGGGCAAACACUAUCUAGAUCAGCUCAACCACAUCCUCGGUGUGCUGGGAUCUCCGUCAGCCGAUGACCUUAACUGCAUCAUUAACGAAAAGGCUAGAAGUUACCUUCAAUCGUUACCGUUCAGACCAAAGGUACCAUGGGUUAAACUCUAUCCAAACGCCGAUCCAAAAGCCCUGGAUCUGCUAGAUAAGAUGUUAACGUUCAAUCCACAUAAGAGAAUUGAAGUCGAACAAGCUCUCGCCCAUCCUUAUCUUGAGCAAUACUACGAUCCCGCCGAUGAGCCCACAGCUGAGACUCCCUUCCGAUUCGAUACCGAGUUAGACGACCUGCCCAAGGACACACUGAAAAGGUUAAUUUUUGAGGAAACACUCCUAUAUAAGCAAAGACAACAGCAAGAACAUGGGAUGGAGACUUCAUAACCAUAUUCGGAAAUCAACGUUUAAGUUUGUCAAGUUUUGUUCCACAAAAAAAAAUAUUUGAAGUGAUUUUAUAUUUAUCAAAUUGUAUUUUAUUCUAAAAUUGUUACAUUAUGUGUUUUUUUAUUGUUUGUCCAGUUCAUGAAAAUUUAGUACUAGGAACUUCUACACUCAAUAAGCAGUGGUGAACGUGUGGUAACCUGUUUCUGAUAUUUGCAGGUGUGAUUAUAAAUUUUAUUUCGUUUUAUCUAUAAAAAUUGUGACAAUAACUAAAGUCAUUCAUGUCUGAAACUUAUUACAGUGGUUACUUAUAUAAAUCCUCGAAUAUGUCUGUUGUCUGCGUUAAAUUAAUAAAUCUGGAAUCAAUUUUGUAUAUCGUUUAUUCAUCAGCUUCAAAGAACAUGGUAUAACGCAGUCUUGACUUGCAUCAAGACGUUAUUAAACGUAACUAGUCUUAAGAAAAAUCAAAUUAGAAAAAAUCACGGCAAAUGUCAAUUAAACAGUUUUAUGUUUCCUACUUUUAAAAAACAUAAACUUUAGAUCAUCGAAAAUUGCUUUGCCAUUUAAGUUCUUCGACGUUUUGAUAAUUUACAUUUAUUGAAUUAUCAUAAUAUGAGAAGAAUUUUUAGUAUCCAAUAGAAUGUUAGGUCUUAAGUAAAAACACACAAAUAUAAAUCAGAUAUCUAUUUUUGAAAUAUUAGUUUUUGUAAAGUAAAUAAAUUAUGGUUGUGUCAAACUGCACUAACUUUACCACUCACACAUAUUUAUUGGAGAUGAAACUGACUUAUUCUGUAUUUAUUUCAUGUUCCUUUUUUUGUAAAGUGUGAAAUGGCUAAUUAUUGUAAUCGAAUGGCAGAAUAUUGUAGGACGAUUUUAUUUUGUUGUGAAUAAGUCAGCUUUGCUCUAUUCAAUGUAUUUAAUAGUGCCAUUCCAAAAAUUCGAUAAAUAUUUAUUCCACUUGUAUUAACGAUUUCUUACAUACAUUUUAGUACACUAUGUGGCAGAAAAACAGUGUUAAUGUACAUUCCUUAUAAAAUUUUUCACUUGUUAACAUUAACAAAAAUGAUGCGAAAAUAACACUUACAUGAUGCAUUUAUAUUGGUAAAUGCAAAUUGAAAAGGUAAACUUGUCGAAAUAUAAUUGGAGAGUUAUUUUUGAAUCAUGAAUAUUUGUGAAUGUAUUGCAGAGUCUAACUUUAUAUUUUAUUGAGAUAAGCAAUACAUUUACUUUUAUACAGUAUCUUCCCAUUUUAUAUCAAAACGAUUUACAACAAGUUAUUCAGUAAUUUGUAUAUUUGUACAUAAUGUUAUGGUAUUAGUAAUUUUGUUAUAAUUUAUUUCUUUAAUUAUAUCCUAAUCACGCACAUUGAUAUCAAAAUAUUAAUUAUUGAAUACUGUGGAAAGCACUUUCAUAUAAUAUUUCUAACAAUAUCAUAAAAUAUAAUAUUUUGUCUGUGAUUACACCUUUUUGAUUUAAAUAUAAACAUCGUACCUAUUAUUGUAAGUAGUUUUAGAUAAUUUUAAAAGUUAUUAAAUUGGUGUAUGUCUCAUAAAUAAAUGAAAAACAUUCUUAAUGUGAUGUUCUUUGAUAUACCUAGUAAUGAUAUUGUAUAAACCAAGUUGCUGUAAUAUAUGUUAUUGAAUUCAACUACCCAAAAAUAUCACUCUUUGAGGAACUCUUCGAAUUCUUCCACAAUUAAACUUGCAAUAAAAACUUUUUAACGUUAUUCUACUACAACACCUAUAAUAAACGGGAAGACAUGAGACGGGUUCCAAUUUUUUAACAUAUAAGUAUAUCUUAUUCACCUAUGUGUUAUACAUGUCAUCAGUCUUGAGUAUAAAAAAUUAAAAACAGGUUUUGGGUGGUGGAUAUUGAGUGAAUAAAACUAGUACAAAACAUAAAAAACAUUAAUAACAUCAAAAAUAGUGCAAUUAAAGAAUUUGUUAAGCAGCUUUGGUACAUAACAAUAUUUUUUUAAAAAAUAAAAUAUCAAUGCAAAUUGUAUAGUAUUUUUGAAAGGAUGGUAAGAAUGACUUUUCGGAAGCAAGGUUGUUAAAAUGGCCUAAUAAACAUUUUUUCUUUCUAUAUAAAUGUUAUAAUAUAAACUGUUAUAGUGUUACAUUCUUAUUAUAGUCGUCUUGAUUAUUAUGUAAUUCCUAUAUAAGUGUACAAUAAAAUAAAAUAAAACUAA
Aethina tumida (small hive beetle) is the source of this 3355-nucleotide messenger RNA. It is a transcript of the gene rl, whose product is annotated as mitogen-activated protein kinase 1. Gene Ontology annotation, cellular component: cytoplasm; nucleus. The coding region runs from base 55 to 1167 and encodes 370 amino acids. NCBI's taxonomy places the organism in Eukaryota, Metazoa, Arthropoda, Insecta, Coleoptera, Nitidulidae. The record is from RefSeq and is a predicted model, not a curated record. The transcript is spliced from 7 exons. Gene Ontology annotation, molecular function: MAP kinase activity; ATP binding. Gene Ontology annotation, biological process: intracellular signal transduction; protein phosphorylation.